UUUGACAUUACUCUGAUGAUAUGCCUGAUCCGAAAUUUUACAGACUUACAGAUCAGCAAUAAACUUCCCUUUAGUACACAAAUCAAUGUUGGUGACGAUUUAUCCAGAAUACAUCAUUAUAGAAAUGAAAUUGCCCACACGAACAGUUUUAUCAUUGAAGAUAAUGAUUUCAAUAAUUACUGGGAAGAUAUAGCACAGGCUGUGCAACGACUUGGUGGUAGCUCAUUCAGUGGGGAAAUUAUUGCAUUGAAAGAAAUGCCGAUUUCUGAAUCAGAAAAAGCAGAAUAUCUCCAAUUUAUUCGUAUACAAAAUAGACUUACAGAUGUAGAAGAAAAGCUAGUAGAGGUAACAGACAAAUUGAGCUUAAUUGAAGCACAACAGAAUGACCCUUUACCAAAACAUAUUAGGGAUUUGUUUGAGAAGGAAAUAGAAAAUUGGAAGAAGGAUGACGAAAAAUUCUUUGAAACGACAGCUUCCAGGAAAAUAUUAGAUGUUGUUAAAAAAAACACUUUCACAAUUAUAUCAGGUAACUCUGGAAUGGGCAAAACAGCUAUUGCACAUCAUGUUGCAUUACAUUUGCAAGAGCAUGAAGGUUACCAGAUCUUGCCGAUCUCGGAUCCAAAUGAUAUUGACAAGUAUUAUUCAAAAGAGAAUAUUCAAAUUUUAGUCAUUGAUGAUCUUUGCGGAAUAUAUUCUGUAGACCAAUAUUUGAUAAAUCUCUGGGACAGAGUUUCCAAUAAGAUAAGAAUAUUUAUAAAGGACAAUGAGCACUUUCGAAUCUUGGUUACAUGUAGAUUGCAGAUUACCAAAAAUCCACAGUUUGAAAGAUUAUCAACAAAAUUGAUAUUGAAAGAAUGCAGUUUACUAUCGAAAGAUUUUGCUAGCACUUAUGUUGAAUCACAAAAAAUUGCCACGUUCCAUAUGAACCAAGAGCAUAUUGAUAAACUAAGCAGGGGUAUCAUAAAUGGUCUAGACAUGUUUCCAUUUCUUUGUGGUAUGUUUGGUAAGUCUGAAAACAAAGACUUUAGAAUGUUCGAAUGUCCAAUUCAAUAUUUCAAAGAACAGUUUGAUCAGAUGCAGUAUCAAAAUGAGGGAUGUUUCUUGGGACUAGCGUUGUUAGUUAUAUAUAAUGACAGAAUCAACACAAAUGUUUUUCAAGAUGAAAAUACUGACACCGAAUUCAACAAGAUAUUUGAAGAAGUCUUUGAAUGUUUAGGCCUAUCAAAUCGUCCUUCCAAAUUACAUGUCCUUGCCAGUUUAAACACCCUGAUUGACACUUAUACAAUACGUUCUUUUUAUGACUCAACAAUUAUAACGAGCAAGCAUGGCAAAAUUUUUGAGUUACUUGCCCUAUAUUUUGGGAAGAAAAUGACGAAUGUUGUUAUGAAAUAUGCGUCUCCAGGGUUUAUUGCAAGUAGGAUACAGUUUGAAUCAAUACAUGAAGAACACGAUGAUUUUACCAUUAUGAUACCCCUGAGCUCGGAUCACUUGUACUUCAGUCGUAUGAUAAUGGAGAUAAACAGAAAGAAUUUUCACUACGUAUUUGGGAACAAACAAUCUCAUUUUAAAUCAUAUCAAGAGAAAUUCAUAAUUUUUUUCUCUAGAAAGGAAGACAUCAUGAAAAUAAUGCUACAAAACAAAUGGCCUCUUUAUCUCUCAUCAUUAUAUGGAUGUUGUAUUCUUAUACAGUUUUUGCUGGAACGAAAAGCAUCAGAUUUACAUCCAAAUACAGGAGUUACAACUACAAACACGACUAAUUUUUGCGAUGAAAGCAGUUUUGAAAUAUCAACGGAAGACAUGUUCAUUGACUUUGACUACCGUGUAUGGAAUGAUUGUCGGAUCAAACAAAACAAUGCCCCCUUAGUAGCAGCUUGUGAAGAAGGUUAUUUUGAGAUAGUUCAAACUCUUGUCAAAUAUGGAUAUGAUAUUGAUUUUGUCAAUGCGAAUCUCAAAUCUCCCUUAAUGACUGCAUGUUACUACGAGCAUACAGAUAUCGUUAAAUAUUUACUUGACUGUAACUGUAAAGUUGAUUUAGAGGAUAAUGGAGGGCAGACUGCCCUACAUGUUGCUUGUAGCGAGGGAAACAUAGAAAUUGUUUCAUUAUUAUUGGAAAGAGGGUGUAAGAUUAACAAAUUAGACUUACUUAAACAAACUCCUUUAAUACUUGCUUGCAAAUAUGCUAAUCUUGAUGUUGUAAAAAUUCUUCUGAAAUAUGAUUGUGAAAUUAAUGCAUGUGAUAAGUUUAGUGUAAUUCGUCUGAAUGAAGCUGUUAAAACUGGUCAUAAAGAUAUAAUGAAAGUAACGAUCACAGCAAAAUGUGACGUAAAUAUCACUGAUAACAAUGGCAGAACAGCACUGCAUGAAGCCUGCUUUAAAGAAGUUGUAGAUGACGAGGAUGAACCUUGGUCUGAUGAAGAUGAAAAAGAUGACAUACUGUCGAAUAAUAAUGUAGUCAAACAUUACAUAGAUACAACAAAGGAUGAAUGUUCAGAUUGCAAUGAACUGAUUCGGAAAGGAAUUGUUGAACUUUUGUUACAAAAUAAUGUAAACAUAGCUAUUGCUGAUUGGGAAGGUUUUACUGCACUACACAGGGCAGCUGAAAGUGGUUAUCCAACUAUAGUUGAUAUUUUGUUGAACGAAAUGAUUGAAACGAAUCAAAAGUCAUCAUUAAGUGCAGAGAGUCCAAUUUGUCUGCAUGAACAAAUCACCAAUUCCACCAAUUUUUGUCUCAGGUAGUAGGAGUGUUGUGCAUGUGUUUCUACAACAUAACUACAACAUAAAUAUUAAAGAUGCUAACGGUCGAAAUGCAUUGCAUUAUGCUAGUGAACAUAGUAUUUUAGAGGUUGUUGAAUUCUUGCAUGCCCAUGAUUGCAAUAUAAAUGCUGUAGAUGUGUUUGGAAAAAGUGUUCUACAUGCGGCAUGUAGAGGAGGGAAUGUGCAUAUUAUAGAAUAUUUCCUAAAGAGAGGAUGUGACAUUGACCAUGUUGACAAUGAAGGCGAAACACCUUAUUUUGGAGCUUUUAGACAAAGAGAUAUAGAGGUUAUAGAUAUACUAACGAAGUAUAACUGUGAUGUUAAUGUAAAGAAUAAAAGAGGCCAGAAUGCUCUUGAAAGCAGGCCACGGUGGAGAGUUUUAAUUUUGUAAAGAUGAUAAAGUAAAUAAAUCUCACAGGUCACCAAUGCGUAUUCUCUGUGGCAAUGAGUUUUAUUCAUUUAUUGAUAAGAAUUGUGACACAGUAUCAGAGGCACUACUGGACGUAUUAUCUUUGGAAUUUGUAAAUAGAAAUUUAGCUCUAUGGUUGAAAUUCUUUACAUAAGGCUACAAAGUAAAAAAGAAAAAUAUAUUUUAUUGCAAUGGUUUUAGAAACAAUAUUUGUUUUUCAAUAAAAAAAAAAAAUUUAGGAAGAUUUAGCAUACAAAUAAACAUUUAUAUGAGAAAUAAAGAAGUCUGAUCGUUCCGUUACA
This is a messenger RNA of Mytilus californianus (California mussel), 3465 nucleotides long. RefSeq lists its product as uncharacterized. NCBI's taxonomy places the organism in Eukaryota, Metazoa, Mollusca, Bivalvia, Mytilida, Mytilidae. The transcript is spliced from 3 exons. Gene Ontology annotation, molecular function: protein binding. The record is from RefSeq and is a predicted model, not a curated record. The coding region runs from base 16 to 2736 and encodes 906 amino acids.